This is a messenger RNA of Pseudozyma hubeiensis SY62, 1908 nucleotides long. RefSeq lists its product as hypothetical. Gene Ontology annotation, molecular function: nucleic acid binding; ATP binding. The transcript has a single exon. The record is from RefSeq and is a predicted model, not a curated record. Gene Ontology annotation, cellular component: mitochondrion. Bases 1 to 1908 code for a protein of 635 amino acids. NCBI's taxonomy places the organism in Eukaryota, Fungi, Basidiomycota, Ustilaginomycetes, Ustilaginales, Ustilaginaceae.
AUGGGAGCACAGGGCGGUGCGGAGAAUGCUAGAGGUGGGCGUGGAGGAGGAGGUCGUGGCCGCGGCGGUCGGGGUCGAGGACGAGGUGGCGCCGGUGCUGGUGGCGGUCGAGGGCGCGGAAGGCCCCGUGUAGGCUUGGCAGGAGCAUCUGCAACACAAGAGACACACUCCAGCACGGCCAACAGCAGUUUUGUCGCCACUCCUGACGACACACCUGCACCCUCUGGUACCAACACGCCCACCUGGACGCCCAAGCCAAUCGCACCUGGCACGGAUGCCGCCGCCUAUCUGACGGAAAACAAGUUUGCGGACCUCAAAGGCUCCGUCGACGACCGCCUUCUUUCGGCCAUCCCUUUCCCCACCAUGUCGGCUGUCCAAGCCGCCACACUCUCCACCGCACUUUCGGGCAGGGAUGUGCUGGCACAGGCAAAGACCGGUACGGGUAAAACGCUCGCUUUCCUCAUCCCUUCCAUCCAAAAGCUCUGCGCCCUACCCAAACCACCCCCGCAAACAUCGAUCUCUGUCCUAGUCCUCUCGCCCACACGUGAGCUGGCUCUGCAGAUCGAAAAAGAGGCUCACAUGCUGCUUGCCAACCUCCAAGGCACCUUUUCGGUCCAGCACGUCGUCGGAGGAACCAACAUCGGUGCCGAACGCAAGCGACUUCAGCGCGACCGCAAAGACCUGCUCAUCGCUACACCCGGUCGUCUGCUCGACCACCUCUCCAGCGAUGCUCCUGGACUCGACCUGCGCAAGGCUUGCCAGAACCUUCGCGUCCUCGUCCUCGACGAAGCUGAUCGAAUGCUCGACAUGGGUUUCCGAAACGAGCUGGAGAAGAUCCUCAAGAUGCUUCCCGAUCCCGUCGCCAGUCAGAGACAGUCGCUCUUUUUCUCGGCCACCAUCCCGAGCUUCGUUCACGAGGUCGCCAAACUUCGUCCCGACCACGCAUUCAUCUCGACGCUUACCGAGCAGGACAACAACACGCACGAGCACGUUCCUCAGGAAUCGCUCAUCUGCUCCCUUCGCGAUUGCCUUCCACGUGCACUCCAGGUGGUGCUGACGGAGGCCAUUCGUCAUCCAUCCGACCACAAGCUGCUCGUGUUCCUGCCUACGGCGAGAUCGACCUCGUUGGCAGCUGCUGUCUUCACGCAAUUGCGCAACCAGCGCGGUUCGGCGUACUCGAAGCUGGGUCCGAUCUUCGAGAUUCAUUCGCGAAAGUCACAAGCGGUCAGGACAAAGACGAUGGAAACGUUCCAGACGAGCACUUCGGGUAUCUUGUUCUCUUCGGACGUCACUGCUCGAGGAAUCGAUAUUCCCGGAAUCUCGCUCGUGCUGCAACUCGGCUUGCCUAGCAGUCUGGAACAGUACGUCCACCGUCUCGGCCGUACCGCUCGAGCAGGUAAGCAGGGUCGUGGAGUCUUGAUCCUCGCCGAUUUCGAAGCGUUCUUCCUCAACCAAUCCGACGUCAGGAAACUGCCCAUCACCAAACUCGACGUCGCAGCCGUCGAGGCAGAAUCCAAAGUCGCCCUACCCCAAGUGACGAACGAUGUCGAUGGUGCCAUGCAAUCCAUCGAUCCCACCACGAGGAGUCAGGCGUACCAAGCCCAUCUAGGGUUCUACAAGGCCUACCUCAAACAGCUCAGGUGGAAACCGGAAGACUUGAUCCAGAGUACCAACGAGUACGCUAGAGACAUCUUGAGGUGGAACGAGAGUCAGGGUGGUGCCUGGGUCGGACCUCCGUUGCUGCAAAAGACCGUGUCGAUGAUGGGCUUGAAGGGCAAACCAGGACUUAAUAUUGUCAAGGAGUUGCCGGGCAAGUCGGGUGGUGGAGGCGGAAGAGGCGGUGGGGACAACGGUGGGCUCAAGAGGCAGAAUGGGGCUCAGGGUGGGAGGUUUGCGAACAAGCGAUAG